UCUGAACAGAAGAGUGACCCUUACAUCUGUCAGGCUGGGCAUAAAGCUCUAUGUGGGGUCUAUACAAUCAUUACCACUGCCGUCCUCUGUGCCACAUCUGAACAGAAGAGUGACCCUUGCGUCUGUCAGGCUGGGCAUAAAGAUCUAUGUGUGGUUUAUACAAUCAUUACCACUGCCGUCCUCUGUGCCACAUUUGAACAGAAGAGUGACCCUUGCGCCUGUCAGGCUUUGCAUAAAGAUCUAUGUGUGGUUUAUACAAUCAUUACCACUGCCGUCCUCUGUGCCACAUCUGAACAGAAGAGUGACCCUUGCGUCUGUCAGGCUGGACAUAAAAUGCUGGCUGUUUGUUUACUAUUGUUUCUAACUGUAUACGUUGGAUUUGGUGUCACAAAUAAAAACAUUUCAGAAACCUUUUGUUAUCCCGAGAAGGUGGUGAAUGGUUAUAUUAUAAACCCUAAAGAUGUCUACAGAGAGGGCGACAGCAUCGAGCUACAGUGUAACCAGGGAUAUACAAUCGAAGAAGACCCAGAUGAGCCGCGGAUGUGCACAAGCAAGGGCUGGUUCCCUCCACUGAAAUGUGCUAGUGUAACCUGUGACAGAAUACACAUAGAAAAUGGAGAUUUGUCCCUUUAUUUUGCUGACAAAUUGCCAAGACUAUCAUAUUUUACAGCGGAUUUCCAGUGUCAUUAUGGUUAUCUUAAUUCAAAUAGGGUUCAAGAUGGAAGACUCUUCUGCACUAAAACAGGAUGGUUAUCCAUACCGAAGUGUUUCCGAUCAUGCAAAAUAGAUCUACUGAAAAAUGCUUUCAUUUGGGGGGAAAUAUAUUUUCCGAUGAGUGGAGAGAAAGUAUACUACAAGUGUGACGCAGGAUUUGUAGCUCCAGAUGGGACAGAUAUUGUGGAGGUGGAAUGUCUCCCUAACGGACGAGUUACUCAAGGGAGAUGCAUAAAGACCUGCGACAAACCAGCUUUAGAUAACGGAUAUUAUCAGCCAGAUAAAAGUAUUUUUUUACUUGGAGAAUAUUUACAAUAUCAAUGUGAUGAAGGAUACAGGAGCCCAAAGGGAAAUAUGGUUGAGAUAUCCCAAUGUCUUCACCAAGGGUGGUCUAUAACCCCACAGUGCACUGAAUUCAAUUGCUCAGUAACUGAAGGAGGCAGAUUGAUGUCUUCAAAGUAUAAAAGUAAAGCUGGUGAAGUUGCGCACUUUUCAUGCACUCUUGGCUACAGAUUAUCAGGCGCAGAAGCCAGUCAGUGUUAUUAUUAUGGAUGGGAUCCACCGCUGCCUACGUGUCAAAAAACUGAGUGCACCAUUGAAAUUUCAAACAUUUUAACACGGCCAAAUAGAACACGUUUUAAACAGAAUCAAUAUGCGUCAUUUUCCUGUAACAAAGGAUUCAAGUUGCACGGGUCCCAAAGGAGUUAUUGUACUUAUUUGGGUUGGUACCCACCAUUGCCAUCAUGUCACGAUGAAAACACCUUUAAAUCUGUUCAUCAGCCUCAUACAGAUUUUGUUAAUGAAUCAGAGAUGCCAUCUCAAUGCCCACCAGCUCCUCAUCCAAAAAAUUCCAAAAUAAAGGAUCCAAAGAGACGAUAUUUUAAUGGAGAUACUGUAGAUGUAAUAUGUAAUCCUGGAUAUAAAUGUUAUGGAUUGGGACAUAUUCACUGUGAGAAGGGAAAAUGGCAAGCUUCACCUCAAUGCGUCAAAUUACAGAGAUGUGAUGAUCUCCCCAAUAUUAAAAAUGGUAAAAUAACUGAGGAAUCCAUCCAAGCUGAGUAUUUAUCAGAUAGUGUGGUGACAUUCAAGUGUGAUCCUGGGUACCAUUUAGUUGGAUCCAAUGAAAGUGUUUGUAUUAAAGGACACUGGACCCCACCUCCUAUUUGUACAGAGAAACCAUGUGGCCCAGCUCCAAAUGUACAGUUUGGAUCUUUUCAAGGUAAAAAAUCAUACUAUUGGCACGGAGACACUGUGCAAUGUGAGUGUGAUGAUGGUUACAAGCUGGAUAGAAAAGAGGAAGCAAAAUGUGUCAGCGGUGAAUGGACCAAUGUCCCAAAAUGUGUCUUUACGGAUUGUGAAAGCCCACCAAGUAUUGACAACGGAGCGAAUAAAGACACUCGAUGGAGGUACCAAACUGGGGACAGAGUGCGAUAUCAGUGUGACUAUGGUUACGCUUUUGAAGGAAAUAAGGAUGAGGCACUAUGUAAGGAUCGUCAAUGGAAAAAGAUUCCAGUUUGCAAAUUACCAGAACUCGCCUGUGGUAAACCACCAGAAAUACAAAAUGGAGACCUUAUGGGAGAAAAGAAACAAAACUACAGUUUAAACUCGAAAGUGAAAUACGUGUGUCAAAAAAAUUAUGUUCUUCAUGAAUCUGAUGAGAUUAUAUGUGAGAAUGGCGUAUGGGAAAAUUUACCUGUUUGCCUAGAGCCGUGCACGUUAGACAAGAGUCUAAUGGCAGCAAAUUAUUUACAGCUGCACACAGAGGACAUCUACAAACAUGAAGAUUAUGUGGAGUUUAGGUGUUUACCUGGAUAUGAAGUGUCUGGUAAAAACCUGGUUCGGACACAUUGUAACAGAGGAAUACUGAAAUAUCCAGAAUGUACUAAGAUUGAUAAUUAUAACUAUAUACUCUGUCUUAAUCCUUUUAUACAAAACAUCCAAGGCACUGUGCACAACAAAUCAAUAUUUGGCAUUUGGAACCAGCUACAGCAAGGAUCUUGUGUAUUAUCAAAAACGAUAAUGGAGGAAAACAACAUUUUCCUCAAUGGGUCACUGGUGGUUGAAGAUGGAGAAUCUGUAGAGUUUGAGUGUUAUGAAGGAAUGUUUCCUGAGAACAACUUAACAGCUACAUGCCAAGCCAGGAAUAUAAAUUACCCAGAAUGUCUAAAGGAAAAAAAAUGCAGCUCUGCUCCACAGAUUGCAAAUGGAUAUCCUAAAACCCAACAAGAAGGCAGCUAUGAUACUGGUGUAUCCGUGGAAUAUGAAUGUGACCAAAAUUAUGAGCUGAUUGGGUCUAUCGUUGUGACAUGUAUGGAUGAUCAUGGGCAGACAGGUUCUUUAAAAACCACUGAUCCUAUCUUAGAGUCAUUAGAAGAAUUUUUUAAGGCUAUGUCUGUUUUGUACGAAGACAGUAACACUCAAAUCACUGCCGAAAAUAAUCUAAGGACUCUGAGACAAGGAAAAAGACCAGUGGAAGAUUACGUGGCAGAAUUCCAGUUAUGGGUCACGGAUUCACAAUGGAAUUCUUGGGAUCAACAUCUUCUCAAGAACGUGGCUAUGAUUGAUUCUGGUGCUUACAGAAUGUUCAUGGAUAAAAACCUUGUAACUGUAAAUAAAAUUCCUUGUGUGCUUAAGCAAAACCCAGUGCUUGUGAAAGUCAUUGAUGGUUCCACUUACUUAAAAGGGCCUAUAACGCACCAUACAAUACCCCUCUUAGUUACAACUGAUACAGGUCAUAAGGAGUAUAUCACAUUUGACAUAAUCCCAAGUUCUUUACACCCCAUCAUUCUGGGAUUCCCAUGGUUACAUAAACACAACCCAGUAAUAGAUUGGUGUAAAAACACUUACAUCUUUAAUUCACCUUACUGUACCUCCACAUGUUAUCCAUAUGUAGAGAUAAAACUUGCACAAAAACAAAUACCCUCAGAGUAUUCCGAUUUCUCUGAUGUUUUUAACCUCAAGAAAGCAGAAAAUCUGCCUCCACACCGUCCCUAUGACUGUCCCAUUGACACCAAACCAGUUAUAUAUCUAGAUGAUAUAUUAAUUUUCUCCAAGAAUUUCACUGAACAUGUUAAGCAUGUAAGAUGGGUCCUAACAAGACUAAGAGAAUAUCAUUUAUAUGCCAAAGCAGAGAAAUGUGAAUUCCACGCAAAAACUAUUAAAUUUCUUGGAUACAUCAUCACCCCAAACGAAAUCCUUAUGGAUCCCGAUAAGGUUGAAGCUGUAUUAAAAUGGCCAACUCCCACCACGCUUAAAUCUCUACAGAGAUUCUUAGGAUUCUCGAAUUUUUAUAGAAAAUUCAUACAGGGGUUUUCAACAAUAGUUCAACCUUUAACUAAGCUCACUGGGAAACAAAAGUUCAUAUGGACCGAAGCUGCUCAGGAUGCAUUUGACUAUUUAAAGAAAAGUUUUUCUACUGCACCAGUUCUACAACUACCAAACUCUGAUUCUCAGUUCACCUUAGAAGUGGAUGCUUCUAACGUAGGUCUUGGAGCUAUACUGUCUCAACAACGCAAAGGAUCUCAAGAGCGACAUCCUGUUGCUUAUUAUUCUCGACUACUUACCACGGCUGAAAGAAAUUAUUCAGUUGGUGAUCUGGAACUUCUAGCCAUAAAAAGUGCCCUUGACCAUUGGAGACACCUGCUAGAAGGGACAGAGGAACCUUUUCAAGUACUAACUGACCAUAAGAAUCUACAAUAUCUGAAAAGAAACAAGACUCUAUCAUCAAGACAAGUACGAUGGUCACUGUUUUUUGAUUGUUUUAAUUUUCAGCUAAGUUACAGACCAGGGUCAAGGAACACUCAGGCAGAUGCUCUCUCACGAUCACUUACUUCCCACAAUGACUCAGAGGAAGCCAGGCCUAUCAUUCCUUCACACAAAUUCCUAGCAACUGCAACCACUUUUUUAUCAGACUUACAAUCUGCUCAAGACUUGGACACUUCCAUACCUGUUUCAUUCCUUCACAAUCGUCUCAUUUAUGUGCCUUCAGCUUUAUGCACAGUACUCCUUCAACAUCAUCAUGACUCCCCGUUGUCUGGUCAUCCAGGUAUAACUAAAACUCAUGAGCUUUUAAGCAGACAAUACUGGUGGCCUAAUUUGAAACAGGAUAUUAUUGGAUAUAUACAAAAUUGUCAUGUCUGUGCAAGAAACAAAAAAGCACAUCACAAACCUUUUGGUUUAUUAAACCCUUUACCCGUUCCAGAUGUUCCAUGGACAAUGAUCGCGAUGGAUUUUAUCGUGGAUUUGCCUAACUCAAAUAACUUCACAACCAUAAUGGUAGUGGUUGAUCAUCUGACUCGUUUGGCACAUUUCGUACCUCUAAAAAAGAUUCCCAAUGCCAUAACAACCGCCAAAGUCUUCUUUUCAGAGAGGAUACAGACAGAAGCUCACCCUUUGCAGUCUGACGGCCCUGACAUGAUUCCUCUGAGUUUUCUCAUCUGUGUUGCAGGAUUUGUCCGACUUAGCUCAGCACAAAUAACUCCUACAGUAAAGAAAUGUGGCCCAGCCCCUUCAGUAAAUUAUGGCGAUAUAAUUCAAUUGAGAAAGGAAACGUACACUACAGGAGAGGAAGUGCAGUAUCGGUGCCCAAACUUUUAUGUGCUUCAAGGGAACUCAAGACUCAAAUGUGAGAAUGGAGUAUGGAGCGAACCACCUAUUUGCUUAGAGCCGUGCACAGCCAGGGAACAGGAAAUGAGAGAAAACAACGUUAAGCUGAAAUAUUUAACUACCAGUAAAUUAUAUUCCGAACAUGGGGACUUUGUCUCAUUUACAUGUCUCCCUGGAUAUGAGAUAGAUGACGAAGCUUUACUCAGGGUACAGUGUGACAGAGGGAAGCUGAAAUACCCAAAGUGUGUGGAACCCGUGUUGUGCACCACAGAGAUGAGUGAAAUGAUUGCAAAUAAUAUAGAGCUGAAAUGGAAACCGUCUGGUACAAUAGACGUGAGAAACGGAGACUUUGUGGAAUUUAAUUGUCGACCUGGAUAUGAAAUAUCUGAUUAUAAAUUGCUCAGAGUUAAGUGCAACCUAGGGGUGAUGCAAUAUCCUAAAUGCCUGAAGCCAGUGUUGUGCACCACAGAGAUGAGUGAAAUGAUUGCAAAUAAUAUAGAGCUGAAAUGGAAACCGUCUGGUACAAUAGACGUGAGAAACGGAGACUUUGUGGAAUUUAAUUGUCAACCUGGAUAUGAAAUAUCUGAUUAUAAAUUGCUCAGAGUUAAGUGCAACCUAGGGGUGAUGCAAUAUCCUAAAUGCCUGAAGCCAGUGUUGUGCACCACAGAGAUGAGUGAAAUGAUUGCAAAUAAUAUAGAGCUGAAAUGGAAACCGUCUGGUACAAUAGACGUGAGAAACGGAGACUUUGUGGAAUUUAAUUGUCGACCUGGAUAUGAAAUAUCUGAUUAUAAAUUGCUCAGAGUUCCGUGCAACCUAGGGGUGAUGCAAUAUCCUAAAUGCCUGAAGCCAGGAUCGUGCAUACUUUCUAAAGUGAAGAUGGAGGAAAAUAAUAUCUUCACAAACAGCGGAACUGACAUUGAAAACGGAAAAACAAUUCAGUUUCAGUGUAUUAAAGGAGUAGCUCCUGUGGGCGAUCUAAUAGCUACGUGUAACCAUAAGAAUAUAGACUACCCGAAAUGCGUUGCUGAAAAAAAAUGCAGCGCUUUUCCUAAAUUUGCCAAUGGAAAAGUUAUAAGUGAGCAGGAAGGCUACGGUUCUGGGUCUUCAGUGAAAUUUGAAUGCAAUAAGAAUUUUGUGAUAACUGGGCCCUUACAAGCCACAUGCACUAAUGGAUUGUGGUCGGAUAUACCGCAGUGUCUUGGUCCUUGUACAAUUUCUGAAGAUGAACUCAACCAAAAGAAUAUCCAGCUCCGGAUACCCAGUGAUCUGACUAAAACUCAUGCACAUGGCUCUGAAGUUAAUAUUAAUUGCAAGCCAAGGUUUCGUAGACCAAAUCUACAGUUUCUUACGGGUGAAUGCAUCAACGGAAAUAUGAUUUUUCCAAAGUGUUUUUCUGGACAAAUUUGUCGCUUGAACCAAGAAGCAGUGGAUGAGAACUUCCUGGAACUGCACCCAAUUCAUUAUAGUGAAAUAUAUUAUGGAGAGGGGGAUAUUGUGCAAUUUGUGUGUAAAGACGGCUAUUACAAUGACGAUGACCUGAGCAGCGGCUGUGCUGCAGGACAAAUAACGUAUCCUCAUUGCAAGAGAAAACCAAAUUGUCAUCUAAAUCAAGUCAAACUGGAAGAAAAUUUCCUGGAAUUGGAUCCAUCUCACAUACGCUACAGCAUCUAUGAAGAUGGGGACAAUGUGCAAUUCAUUUGUACACAAGGGUUUUACAAUGACACUGAGCUGAAAGGCAAUUGCUUUAAAGGAGAAAUUUCCUACCCACAAUGCAAGAGGAAAGACAUUUGUCGCCUUGAUGAAGAAAAAAUUGAAGAAAAUUUCCUGGAAAAGGAAUUUGAUGUAACCAUUUAUGAUGGAGACGUCGCGUACUUCAGAUGUAAACCAGGAUUUUAUAGCAACACUGAACUGAAAGCAAUUUGUGCAAAAACAGAACUGUCCUAUCCCCAAUGCAUAAGGAACAAUGCCUGUUAUUUAAAACAAGAACUCCUCGAUAAAAAUAAUUUAGUGCUGCCCCCGCACCGUCAACAUUUAAAGUAUUUAGAGGAUGGAGAACAGAUCCGGUUUUCGUGCAAACCAGGAUAUAAGAUGAGAAGAUGGUUCUUUGACUUGAUUAAAACUUGCCAGAAAGGAACUAUUGCCUAUCCUACGGACGUCUGUGGUUGAGCUAAAUAUAUUGCGCUUCGGGAGAAUUAACAGGAGAAGCAAUUUGGGAUCACUGGAUAAACACAAUGACAAUAUCUGCCGAAGUACAGAAUUAAUUAUCAGCCGAAAACAAGAGCAAGACUCGUAUUAACCCCUCGGACCUUUCCUCUGCAAGAAAAUGACAAAUGCGCAUUCUUUCUACUGAUAUAAUGCGAGUUAUGUGAAUGAUGAGUGACAAGUGACUGUGACAGUCUCACACUGGUAUAGGAUGUGACACUAGACUAUAUGUGACAACAUUUCCCACAACAGUUCGCCUGUGAGAUUGUUAUCUGUCUUAAAACUGUGUAAAAGGGGAAGAUUUCCCACAUCAUGUGAAUAAACCCUUACCUGUAUCUCUGUGGUUAAAGCUGAAAGCAACAAAUAAAUAUAAUAUCGUACAUA
This is a messenger RNA of Bombina bombina (fire-bellied toad), 7905 nucleotides long. RefSeq lists its product as uncharacterized. The coding region runs from base 334 to 7485 and encodes 2383 amino acids. Gene Ontology annotation, molecular function: nucleic acid binding. Lineage: Eukaryota; Metazoa; Chordata; Amphibia; Anura; Bombinatoridae. The transcript is spliced from 34 exons. The record is from RefSeq and is a predicted model, not a curated record.